AGGCUCGUUAGACUCACGUCUGCUUUUCUCUCUUUUGUCUGUUCUGGCUUUUCUUCGCUUCUUCCUGAUAAUUUUUACUCCCUACCGUUGUUUAGGGGGGACUACAAUUCCGAGCCAUCAGGCCACUGGAUGGGCCGACCCUAAUACAUAACCGCCUCGCCCCUUCAAGCGCUGGAUGAGCCGGGGUUGAACUCAAGGCCAUAUACCAAACCCAGUGGAGCAUUCCCGCUACGGCGAAGCCGGAUCGUCAUUUUCGGGGACCGCAGGCCGCAACGACGCCCGACGAGAGAGACACUGUGUAUCUUUUCUUGGGCCGCCCUUCAUGUUGUGCACUAGUGAGCCGUGGUGAUUAUGACCGAGACACUCGGACUUCAGCCAGAAAAUAAAGGAAAACGAUGGCUUCGAAGCGGCCGGGACCGCACACCUUCGGCUGGUCGGGUGACACUGGAGCUAGGAACCUGGGCGCCCCGAACGGAGAGGUCAAGUUCAAACUCCCUUGGAAUGAUGGAAAGAAGGCCGAACCGAACCGACAGCCCGGGCGGGCCAUUCCCCAGCCAGCUCUGUCCAGCCGAUUGCCGCAGCCUCUUUCCCAUCGUCGCCCCUCUGACAGCCAGCUGGAGCAGCCGCGUGUUGGUCAGCCGGCACAGUUCCGAACCUCGAUCGGAAGUACAAGCAGUUUGGCCAUAGCUGGAGUCAACGGUCCAGCUUCAUCCAUCCCAGCCUCGAGCAGGCUCCCAGCUCCUAGCUUAAAGCCGCGAAAUGUCCUGAGGCGAAAGCGAUCAGGACUAUCCCAGGACGCAGGCUGCUCCCGCAACGAGUCUCGAAACAACUCGACGGGAACCGGCUCUACCGAUUCAAAUCCGCGUUCGCAGACGCCUCUAGACGCCAUCUCCCCUCUUGACCGCGAGCUGACCCAGAGUCCCCUGGAAAUUCGAGUAGCACAACAGGUAGAGAUUCCCAGGACAAGGGCGCAGGCCGUGACAAUAUACCCCGAGUUAGACAGGUACCGAGAUUCCCAGCUGCCUGCUCAGGACGAGGGCCCCGGUUUCAAUGUUCCAUACCGAAUUGCGACACACGACCUGCCUCCGCCCACGCCUCUCUUCUCCGGAACGAGCAGUCAACUCAGUGCCUUCAGCGGGAGCCCGUCAACAAGGUGGUCGGAAUCACCAGGUCCCGGUCCAUACAGCCGAGACACCACACCAACAUCUGUGUCGUCGCAAUCCCCGGGACUGGUGGUCCCAUUGCGUAUCCCUCCGCCAGGGUUCAGAUUCCGACAUGCGGAUCCGGCUUUGGCGCGUCCUCCGGUGACUCGAAGGAGAGGGGGGAGCAUAUCGAAUGAAGCUGCAUCUCUAAGCGCUGAUCCACAGGGUCUGGCCGCUGUAAGAGAGUUGUCAACAUCGUCCUCGUCCAACUCGACGGUCCGCGCCGAUGGUAAUACCAAAGAGAAGAAGAAAGGUAAGAGGUCGGCAUCACCCCCAAAUCCUCCGCCUCGGAAAUCGUCGCACAAAUCGAAGGAGAGCCGCGAUCAAGAACCCGCCGCCUCCCAGACCCGCUCCGGGAGUGAUAGACCGCAUGGAGUGUUGUCUUCGUCAGCCAAAGCCGCCUCUUAUUCUCGACCGCGGCCUACUCAGGUUGCACAGCCCGCCGCUUCACACAAGCCAACACCGCCCGUUCGACCCAGUCGUGAGGGAACGCUCGACCUCCACACCCAGUUGGACCAUCCCAUCCCAGUCAUUCAGAGCAACCUGUCCUCAACAUCGCUCUCCGAGAGACGACAAAGCAGUUUCUUAGCCCCCGGCCCUGCCAACCGGCUAGCCCCUUCACCGGCUAUUUCUGACGGGUCAGCCCAAGCCCCGAGACGAGUACCCGCAAGAGAACUCGACCCUGCGCCCAGAGCUGCUACUACUGGCGAGGUGGCUGAAGCAUCGAAACAAGAGCCUGGGAGGGGCAUUCGAACUCCAAGCCCAGGCGUGUCGGUGUCGACUUUCAGAGCUCGGUUUCCCCUCUUUGGAAGACGGACAAAAACCGCGCCAGAGUCAUCCACCCAGUCGGAUAAAAAAGAGAAGGCCACCAGGAAAGGGCCCGCAGCAGGAACAGGCCAUGAGGGUUAUGGCCGACUAGGCUCAGUGCGCCGGAGGAGCAGUAGCGUGGCAAACACGGCUCGUGUGAUCCCGGGGACUAUGUCCUCGCAGGAAAGCUUGAGCAGCAGCCAGUCUUACGAUCCCUUCUUGAUGGAGCGGAUGGCGCCGGUUAUUAUUGCUGGCGGGGAAGUCGUUGAGAACAGGAAUACGAGCUCGGACUUGACACGCACCACAAGUAACCAGAGCUCAACUUUGAGGAGACCCAGCGUCGAGUCUCACAACAGCUCUCAGUUGUCAUUGUCACCUAGGGAAGCCGCCCGCGGCACACUGUGGCCGUCACCUUUCCCCCGCGACGUUACGCAGACACCUUCGCUAAGCAGUCGUAGGCCUUCUGAGAGCAGCGAAUCCGACGCUCUCGCCAUGAAGCCUACCUUAGCUCUUAGGCGGUCAAUGCAGCGGCUGAAGUCUGGUGGACAGGAACUCCCACGACUGCCAACGCCCAUCGCAACCCGGUCUCGGGUUGUCUCACCCUCUGUGACGAGCCUGGAUGCGAGCAUCAACUCUAUCGACUCUACAAUCGAUCCUCUGGCAGAACCCACAUUUCCCAGCCAGCAAUCAACAACCGUGGCUGGCUCAUCUGGGUCGAAGAAGCUCUUGAAACGAGCUCGCUCCCCCCGCAAGUGGAAUCUCUUUAGUCGGUCCCACACCCAGCCUGCUGCUGAGAAAAAGGAGGCAGCCAAGACGGUGGCCGCAACUGUCAAAGUUGUGCAGAACAAGCCCAUGGCGUUUUACACAAUGAUGGACUCAUCAGAGCAAGACGAUGCCGGGACGCCCGAUCUGGAAGAGCUGCUUCGCGAAGCCAAGGGCACCGAGACCCCUCCUCAAAAACCUCCACCCAGAGAGACAGAACCUAGACGGCGUUCCGUGACUCAAGAAUCUAAGCCAGCGGACUUGGCAGGAUUCGACCCUGGCGUCAGCCAGCAUUCACUGAACCCAAAGCGGGCUGUCACGGUUCCCACGCUUCUGACCAGGCCCUCACCCAUCCCCCAAGCGAGCGCUGUAACCGAGCAAGUGCCGAAUCCAGGCAAGCAACCGGCACCUCCACGUCAGGUUUCUGGUCGACCCAGCAGGCUCCCUCAAGUCGGCCGCAUUCCCAAGGUGGUUAGCGCCAGGGCUGAGCAAACUUCUCCCAAGAGCUUUUCGAGACCGUUCCAUAGACUCAGCAUACAGGCACCUCCCAAGAAGCCCGAUCCUCGCGACCCGGAUUCGGUGGCAAAAGGACCAAGCCCUCCUAAGCCGUCCACGCCGGAGCCUGCAUUCGAGAGAACAGAGGCUGCGUACGAUUCUAAUAUAUCAGCUUUGAUUUAUGGCAUACCGAGACUACCACCCCCGACCUCUACCGCCGCCCCACAGGAAUUUCUCUCCUUUCCGCCCCGGAAGGACUCUCAAUGCACCACGACAACGUCCUCUAGCAGCUCCGGUGGCCUUAUAGCGUAUGCAGAUGCCACUGCCAUCGUUCCCUCACCAAACGCACCUCUUGCCGAUGACGAGAUCUGGGAUGAGUAUAACGAUCUUCUUGGAGAGGACACUGUUCAGCUAGCGACAUUCGAACAGCCAUCCUUGCCGAGACCGCUCCCCUUGCAGUUGGCUUCGCACGACCACGCCAAUCUAAUCGAACCUUCUAUGGAGUCACCGACGCUCAGUCCUCCUCCCUUGCCGAGCAUAGUGCAAGCCCUACGCUCAGGUAUAGAGCAGCCGUCGUCGAGCAUCUGCGGCUCGGACAUGAUUGAGGAGGUCAGGCGAAUGCUUGACAGCGAUCCGGCCCAACACUCGCUAGCCUCCGUUCAAGACACCUCUAGCAGCCAUAAUGAGCAGCUCCGUAGCUCUGAUGUCGGCAAGCAAGUAGAGGAAGCAGAACCUCCGAAUCAGGACGGGACUUCUCCGUCUGGUCACCAAACUCGACGGUCAGAUGCGAGUGGCAGCAGCCAGGGCUCGGAGGACGCUUCACCGAUAUCCCAGGUUAACCUGCGGGUGGGCUCCAUGACUGUCAGCAAGUGGCUUACAUUCGGACAUGUUCUCUUCAGCCCCGUGCGGGAUGGAUUGGUCUCUGUCGUUGGUUCACUCAAGCGACCCUCAAUACUUGUGGUCGACGGUCUUGGGAACGAUGACUGGUCUUUCUAUGCUGCCGAAACAUAUCCGGAGGCGACGUUUUUCAAUCUAUCGCCCCGCCAGCCUCUCUCGGCUGAACACAGAAACUCAUCCGCCUUCCCUCUCACCCCUCCGAACCACCACCAGAUCGAGUAUCCUUCCCACACAACCAAGUUUCCGUUUGGAGCUCAAAGCUUCACAGCUGUAGUUUACCGCUUUCCGGCUGCAGCUCCAGAGUCGCAUUACCGCAAUAUCAUCUCUGAAGCACGGCGAGUGUUGAAACCCGGAGGCUUCAUCGAGCUCUCAAUCCUUGAUGUGGAUUUGAACAAUAUGGGUAAUCGCGGCCGCCGCGCGGUACGCCGUCUCAAGGAGCGCAUUCACGCAAGAGCCCCGGACACUAGCCUCGGGCCAGCGUCUGAUCUCAUCCUACGGUUGAUUGGCAGGAGGGGGUUCACAGAUAUCAAGACAUGCCGGGUUGGCGUCCCUGUCGCCAGCAUCGUUGCCCGGUCAUCUGGUAGCGAGACAGGCGUAGGCGAGGGGAAGAGGAGCUCGACGGGCGCUGCCAGCAGGGGCAAACCCACGAAGGAUGAGCGCAGCCUUCCGGAAAUGAUCAAUGACGAGGGGCCGGUAGCGGACGAAAGCAUCACCAAGUCAGUUGCCAGGGUUGGCCGCUGGUGGUACACACGUUGUUACGAAGGCGCUGCGGUUCCCGGCAUCAGCGCGGGUUCACGAUCCAGCAUGUGGAGCGACAAGGCGCUGCUCGCUGAGUGCGAGGAAUGGGGCACGAGCCUCAAGCUGAUGGUAUGCCAUGCGCGAGCGCCGGAUGGGAGGGCGCGCGUUGCAAGCAUCUGAACCGGGACAUUGCUCCCUCACUAAUCGACCCCCAUCUUCCGCAUCUCAACCUAUCCGGCUCCAUUAGAUUCGCAUUUCCUGGUCACACGAUUUUCAUGGAGCA
This is a messenger RNA of Canariomyces notabilis, 5184 nucleotides long. RefSeq lists its product as uncharacterized. Bases 396 to 5081 code for a protein of 1561 amino acids. The record is from RefSeq and is a predicted model, not a curated record. NCBI's taxonomy places the organism in Eukaryota, Fungi, Ascomycota, Sordariomycetes, Sordariales, Chaetomiaceae. The transcript is spliced from 2 exons.